AUGGAUGAUGAUAACUCGUGCCUGUUCAGGUCCAUAGGAUAUGUACUCGAGAGAGAUGUCUCAAAAGCAUCGAUUUUACGCAAAGUAAUUGCAAAUGCCAUUGCAGAAGAUCCUAUCACUUAUGAUGAUGUGACAUUAGGGAAGCCAAGAGAGCAAUACAUUGAGUGGAUUCAAAAGGAUGCAUCUUGGGGUGGAGCUAUUGAAUUAUCUAUAUUUUCCAAGUAUUUUUCUAUCGAAAUUGAUAGCAUCGAUGUACAGACAGGUCGUGUGGAUAGAUUUGGCGAAGGACUUUAUCCAGAGCGAGUAUUCAUUCUAUACAGUGGAAUCCAUUAUGAUGCGCUUGCUAUGUCACCAAUAGAAGACGGCCCUAUGGAAUUUGAUCAAACUAGAUUCCCAAUAAACGAUGAAUCUGUUUUCAAGGCAGCCCAAAGUAUUGCUACAGUUUUACGUCAGAGCCAUCAAUAUACCGAUGUUACCAACUUUACUUUGAAGUGUCAACAGUGUAAAAAAGGUUUGGUGGGAGAAAAAGAUGCCCAAAUGCAUGCCUCUUCUACUGGGCACACGCAUUUUGUUGAAUAUGAAUGAAAUAAACAGCGUCUAUCAUGUUGUUUUGAUAAAUGCUUGUAUUAUCUAAAGAUGUUUGUGUCAUAAUUAUACCGUACAUUAUGGAAUGAUUUAUUUAUGCUUUAAUUAUUAUUACUAUUAUUUUUUUUU
Molecule: messenger RNA, 714 nt
Organism: Phycomyces blakesleeanus NRRL 1555(-)
Lineage: Eukaryota; Fungi; Mucoromycota; Mucoromycetes; Mucorales; Phycomycetaceae
Product: C2H2-type zinc finger transcription factor
Exons: 12
Coding region: 1-585 (194 amino acids)
Biological process (GO): endoplasmic reticulum unfolded protein response; protein deubiquitination
Cellular component (GO): cytosol; nucleus
Molecular function (GO): cysteine-type deubiquitinase activity
Source: RefSeq, a predicted model, not a curated record